AUGUUUGAGGGAUCGCUCGGUGCUGCGAGGCAGGGAGUGUAUAACCUUGAUAUAAAGCUUUCUAAUAUGAUGGGAAAGCAGGCGGCUAAUCCGGGCGUUGCGGUGGACUGGAAGAUGGUCGAUUGGGAUAUAACGAUUAUCGGUGUUGGCCAAGAACCACGCGGGGGCUAUAAGGGGACUCUGGCAUGUAUGCCUCCUGAGAUGGUCAACCAACGAGACAAUCCCCAAAGCGAUGAGUAUUGGACAGCUGAGAAAGCGGUGGUCUGGAACAUUGGGAUGGCCUUCCUUUUCCUUGAGGGUCGUGAUUCAUAUCAUGGAACCGUGACCGAGGAGAUGCGGGGUUUUGUAGACGAAGUUUAUUGA
Penicillium lagena is the source of this 363-nucleotide messenger RNA. RefSeq lists its product as uncharacterized. Gene Ontology annotation, biological process: protein phosphorylation. The record is from RefSeq and is a predicted model, not a curated record. The transcript is spliced from 2 exons. The coding region runs from base 1 to 363 and encodes 120 amino acids. Gene Ontology annotation, molecular function: ATP binding; protein kinase activity. NCBI's taxonomy places the organism in Eukaryota, Fungi, Ascomycota, Eurotiomycetes, Eurotiales, Aspergillaceae.